Haliotis rubra (blacklip abalone) is the source of this 2141-nucleotide messenger RNA. RefSeq names its product BTB/POZ domain-containing protein 6-like. The record is from RefSeq and is a predicted model, not a curated record. Gene Ontology annotation, cellular component: P-body; cytosol. Bases 162 to 656 code for a protein of 164 amino acids. NCBI's taxonomy places the organism in Eukaryota, Metazoa, Mollusca, Gastropoda, Lepetellida, Haliotidae. The transcript has 3 exons. Gene Ontology annotation, biological process: neurogenesis. Gene Ontology annotation, molecular function: protein binding.
UUGCUGCAUACCAGCAGGGAUAUUCUACAACAUAUAUCAUACAACAUACAACAUUAUAUAGUCUCCCAGUAUCAUAUAGAUACCAGGAAGUGAAGUAAACGCUGUCAACAUCCCAGACUGUACAAGCAGAUUGUCUACUCCUCUUCAGAUUUACCACAAGAAUGGCGGCUUCAGACAUUCAAUCAACGGGUUUUGUUGACAACUGGCAAACUGGGAAGACCCUUGCUGAAUGUAAUCUGCGCAUGUUCGAGGCGGAAGAUUCGUGUGACGUCACUUUCAGAGUGGGAAGUUCGGGUCACGUGAUCAAGGCCCACCGCUACGUCCUCAUCAGCAGAAGUUGUGUGUUCCACGCCAUGUUUACUGGCGACCUGGCGGAGAAAUCCGAUGUCAGUGUUCCGGAAAUGGAACCCAACGAUUUCAAACAGUUUCUAUUAUACCUUUACACGGACAACACAACUGUUGAUGCUGACAACGUAACAGCUCUACUGUACGCCUCCAGGAAAUAUGACAUCACCUCCUUGGAAUCUCAAUGUACGGAGUUCCUGGAAGAAAACCUCAACGUUGACAAUGCCUGUGUGAUUUUAGAAUCUGCCCAUCGUUUUGAUGAAAGCCAGUUGUUCCAGAGGGCCUUUGGUCUCCAUACAAAAUACAGCUGAGGGGUCACUACAGUCCUCUGGUUUCCUGGCACUGAGCCAAGUGUUGGUGGAUCAGAUCGUGGAGUCAGAUGAUAUGAUAGUGGAGGAACAUGUAGUCUUUAAUGCUGUCAACAGCUGGGCAGAGGCAGAGUGUGAACGCCAGGGAAGGGAGGUAACUCCCGAAGCCAAACGAACAAUACUUGGAGAUACUUUCCUGAAAAUUAGAUUUCCUCUUAUUAAUCAAACGUUCCUGUCCAAGGACGUUAAAUCCAGUGGUCUUUUGACUGAGCCGGAGCGUCUCAGGAUCCUGGAGUAUAUAGGGUGCCCUGACAAUGAUGUGAAACCCUUUAACACCAAGCAAAGAAAGCAAAAUAUUCCGCAUUCUACAACACACUCCAUAACAAGGUUUAAAACCGAAAACAGAAUUGGGUGGAAAACAAGUGGGCACAGGAAAGACGCAAUUUCCUUCCAAAGCAACCAAAACUUGAUACUCUGUGGAUACAGACUGUAUGGCCCUGAAAGGAGGCACGAAACAACUACCUACUAUAUCACCACCUACUUUGGAAACGAGGAAAAUGUUCUCCAGAACAUGAUUCAGGAUAGGGUCCAGUACACAGUCAACAGUAAAGAGUUUGAUGUGGUGUUUGAGGAGCCUGUCGACAUGACAGCGGGAAAGUGGUACACUCUGGUAGUUCUGAUAGACGGCAUGAGAACGUUAGGGGGACAACAUGGAAAGAAAGAGUUGUCAUGUCCUGACGGUGUUAGUUAUACCUUCAGAAACUCCACACACAGUGAGAAUAACACCAGCGUCAGUAGAGGACAGAUUCCAUCUCUCCUAUAUCGUACUGCAUGAACAUUAGCACUCAUGGAACAGCUAGUUAUAGAUAUUUAUUUACAGGAGUUAUCAAAAUAUUUGAAAGUUUGUUUCGUAUAUAGGUUACAUUCUUUACAACCUAUUUAAUGUUGCCGCUUUCUAAAUAGAGUGUACGCUGGAGUUUUCUCCAUUACACCCAGCACUUUUGGGAUCUGAUGAAGCUUUUAUUAUUACAAUUAGAUAUUAUGUGGGAAAAAUAUAAUGGUACCAAUGAAAUCAGGUCGCUCGAGCCGCUUCUCACUUUAAAACAUUCAGCUAGAAAGGUGUUUAAUGUUUCUGCAGAAAAGUAAAACGAUUAGAAAGUACUAAUGCAAGUUAAGUGCUUCUGCAGAUAAGGUUGAUGUGAGCCAAGUUAAGGUCACUGUGAACAUAAGGUCGGGAAAAUAUGAAGGAACUUUUGGUGCAAAGUACAUUGAGAAAUGGCCUUAUAAGAAUGAGUAGAUCAGCGAUGUAGUGAUUUCAUUUUAGACAUGUCAUGGUCAAGCUAGGAGUGAGAAAUAGGCCUGAAUAUAUGUUGUUUGAUGUAAAUACUCUUUAAUUGCUCGUUCACCUCAGGUUUGGUAUUUCAUAUUUUUCCAGACCUAGCGUGGUCAUUUAGUAUGAUUUGAAUUAAAAUAUUCAUCAAAUCGUUA